Molecule: messenger RNA, 1703 nt
Organism: Westerdykella ornata
Lineage: Eukaryota; Fungi; Ascomycota; Dothideomycetes; Pleosporales; Sporormiaceae
Product: 2-oxoisovalerate dehydrogenase subunit beta mitochondrial precursor
Exons: 3
Coding region: 131-1342 (403 amino acids)
Biological process (GO): branched-chain amino acid catabolic process; response to nutrient
Molecular function (GO): catalytic activity
Source: RefSeq, a predicted model, not a curated record
CAGCGGCAUAGACCAACGUAGACAACUUUUCAUAUCCAAGUGGCUUUGAGGGAGGAAUCAUGUAUCGUUAUUGUCUCUCUUCCGCAGUUUGAAUAGAUUUUGGUCUUUCAUUUGCUCUAUCCAUACCGCAAUGCCUCCCAGCCUAUCGCCCGUUCGCACCCUCUCGCGUUGUCUGCUGCGGCCUCAAUCUCCCAUCCACCCACGGUGUCAAUGGCAUCCCUCAAGUAUACGGCAAGCUUCCGCAGCAGCAGGAGCACGACUCAACGGUACUGUCGAGUUUGAUUCCACACCCAUACUACAGCAUACUUCACGAGCAGCGCUAGCCAACCCGGAGUUACCCCCCGAUGUCCGCAAUGGCCAGACGAAGCGCAUAAACCUCUAUACUGCAGUCAACGAAGCUCUCCGCCAUGCUUUACAGACAGACGAGAGGGUACUUGUAUUUGGCGAGGACAUACAAUUUGGCGGUGUCUUCAGGUGUACAAUGAACUUGGCUGGGGAUUUUGGCACAGAUCGUGUGUUCAACACUCCGCUCAGUGAACAAGGUCUUGUUGGGUUUGCUAUAGGAGCGGCGAGUGAAGGAAUGAAGCCUGUUGCGGAGAUUCAGUUUGCCGACUAUGUCUAUCCGGCAUUUGAUCAGCUUGUGAAUGAGGCGGCAAAACGGAGGUACAUGUCGGGGUCGACGGGGUACAAUUGCGGAGGGCUGGUAGUACGCAUGCCGUGCGGAGUGGUCGGGCAUGGAGCACUUUAUCAUUCCCAAUCCCCAGAGGCACUCUUCACUCAUAUCCCAGGCCUACACGUCGUGAUCCCCCGGUCGCCAUUGCAGGCCAAGGGUCUUCUAUUGUCUGCCAUUCAAAGCAAUGACCCAGUAGUAUUCAUGGAGCCGAAAGUAUUGUACCGAGCGGCUGUCGAACAGGUGCCCGUUGAUGCAUACCAUCUUCCCCUUGACAAAGCGGAGGUACUGAAAAGCGGAAAGGAUUUGACAGUUGUGUCCUAUGGCACGCCGUUGUAUACAUGUGCGGCAGCCAUAUCAGCGGCAGAGAAGGACUUUGGGUGCAGCGUGGAACUGAUAGACUUGAGGACGAUAUACCCUUGGGAUAGAAAGACGGUGGUGGAUAGCGUGAAGAAGACAGGAAGGGCAAUGGUAGUCCAUGAGAGCAUGAUGAAUGCUGGCGUAGGUGCCGAGGUGGCCGCAACGAUACAGGAGCAGGCUUUCCUGCGGCUGGAGGCGCCCGUGAAGAGGGUGACUGGAUGGGCAACUCACACGGGUUUGAGCUUUGAGAAGUUCAUCAUUCCAGAUGUGACGAGGGUAUACGAUGCCAUAAGAAAGACAAUAGAGUACUGAGCUGGGUCUCCUUCGAAUGUAAAAGCUACUCCACAACUUCCAAGGCCGCCUACGCAGCGGCACCCUAUAAUGAAGAGCUUAUUUUCAAGGCACCACGCUUACUCUGAACCUUUCCCGUUGCUCAGGCUUGUGUGUUUUGACAAUCUCAAUGCGUUCCGUUCAACCCCUUCUUGGCCCUUCAGAGACCUUUUCGCAACUGGUUUGUGACAGCAGGUAAUGCGUGCAACAGUAACGAAUGGGGACAUCUGCAUACCGCGCGGUCUUUCACGUCCGACUGCACAGUCAAAGGUCGCAAGGGCAUAUCAAGUCUGCCAUUGGCUUGAAGCGCAUCGAUACAGGUACAGUGGAAUCUCGCUAUAGG